This is a messenger RNA of Cyphellophora europaea CBS 101466, 1665 nucleotides long. RefSeq lists its product as uncharacterized. Gene Ontology annotation, biological process: regulation of gene expression. Lineage: Eukaryota; Fungi; Ascomycota; Eurotiomycetes; Chaetothyriales; Cyphellophoraceae. Gene Ontology annotation, cellular component: cytoplasm; nucleus. Gene Ontology annotation, molecular function: mRNA binding. The record is from RefSeq and is a predicted model, not a curated record. The transcript has a single exon. Bases 1 to 1665 code for a protein of 554 amino acids.
AUGGCCGACAUUCAAAAUAUUCUCGCUGCGCUGGCAGCUCAGCGCCAGGGCAGUACCCCCUCACAAGCACCUCCAGGUGCACCUCCUCCGAUCCCAGGAACCGGUUAUCCUCCCCCACCGCAGUAUGCGACGCCUCCCGGUGCGCCAGCUCCUUAUGGCCUGCCUCAGCCCAUCAGCUCGGGAAGCGUAGAUUUGGCUGGCAUCAACCCUGUCAACUCUGGCUCAGUCAGUCUCAACGAAGCUCUGUCCAAGGCUCGCGACGCUUAUGACCCCCACCGCCCGGGCUCCCGUAACAACGAUCCUCGUGCCGCUAGCCGCAGCUAUCGUCGCUCUCGCUCCCCAUCUCGAUCUCCUCCUCGUAUGCGUGAUGAUUAUCGUGAUAGCUUCAACCCCUACCGUGACGAUCGAAGAGGAGGAAAUGAGAGAGGAUUUCGUGAACGAUCAUACUCACCUGGCCGUGGCGGUCGCUAUUCGCCUCCUUCAUACCGAGACAAUCGAUCGCCUGCGCAGGUGUCUGGUGGCGAUGGUGAUUCUGAGAUCCUUCCCAUUGACAAAGGCCUUGUUGGAUUAAUCAUUGGUCGUGCUGGAGAGAAUCUACGCCGAGUUGAAACGACGACCGGGGCGAGAGUGCAAUUCAUGGAUGGCCCCGAAACUGCAGGUAGUCAACGUCACUGCAAGAUUUCUGGACCCCGCUCUGCUCGCGCAGCUGCCAAAGCUGAGAUCUACCGCGCCAUUGAAGACAAUGACAGCGCCAAACGUGGUGGUGGCGGCAGCAGCGGUGGCGGCGCUCUGGAUCGGUCUCGAGGUUCAUCCAAACAGCCAGUAGUCAGUGGCGGAAGCGGUGGCCAUGGUAGCAAAGACGGCGACAAGGAUGGCAACAGUCUCCAAAUCUUGGUGCCAGAUCGCACUGUUGGACUCAUAAUUGGUCGUGGUGGAGAGACGAUUCGUGAUCUACAGGACCGCAGUGGCUGCCACGUGAACAUUGUUGCAGAGAACCAGAGUAUUAAUGGCAUGCGACCAGUCAACUUGAUCGGAAGCAUGUCUUCCCAACAGCACGCGCGCGACUUGAUUAUGGAAAUUGUGGAAAGCGACCAGAAGGGCAUCAGUGUCAAGGAAUUGCGCAGUCGCGGGCGUGACGACUCGCAUGAGAAGAUCAACGACAGCAUCUACAUCCCAGGCGACUGCGUUGGUAUGGUGAUUGGUAAGGGCGGCGAAACCAUCCGGGAGAUGCAGAAUUCGAGUGGCUGCAAGAUCAACGUCUCUCCAGCAACUGGGCGUGAUGUUCAACGUGAAAUCGGGUUGAUCGGGACACGACAUGCUAUCGAAGCCGCCAAAAGUGCGAUCAUGGCCAAGGUAGAUGCAGUGGUGAGUGCUCACGACAUGUAUCCUAUUAUGACCAAGACUAAUUCGUUGCAGGAGGCUCGAGGUCGCAACCAGGGACGUGAAUCUCGUGAUGACUACGCCAAUCCCAAUCCGUACCCGUCAGCGCAGCAGCCCAGCUAUCCUGCAUCUGCUGCACCUCCUGCGGAACAUGGUGGCGCACCUCCUGGCGGUGCAGAUCCAUAUGCUGCAUAUGGUGGCUACCAAAACUAUGCUGCCAUGUGGUACGCUGCGUUGGCUGCUCAACAGCAGGGAGGCCAGCCACCCCAAGGUGAGCAGCGCUGA